AACAACGCCCCCCUUUGGGUUUGGCACCGUCUCGAGAUGGCGGAAGAAGUCGUGGGAGAAGUAGAAGCAGUAGAAUCAGUUUACGGCGAUGAUUGUUUACUCCUUCAAACUUAUCCUCCUUCUUUUCAUCUCCAUAUCAGACCUCGUACGGCUGAUGACUCUUCUCAACAGUUUGUGGAAGCAAUCAUCGGAAUCCAGGCUGGUCCAAAGUAUCCCGACGAGCCUCCUGCUAUUAGAAUUGUUGAUUCCAAGGGCCUUGAUGAACAAAGGCAUAAACAAUUGAUAAGUUGUCUUUCAGCAAGGGCUUGUGAACUCUCCUCGUGUCUAAUGCUUGUAGCACUUUGCGAGGAAGCAGUGGAGCAGCUUUCCAGCAUGAAUCACCCUGAUGGGGAGUGUCCAUUGUGCUUGUACCCAUUAGUUGAUGAAGAUGCAGGAAGCUCUGCGCCAUUUAUGAAACUGAUGUCUUGUUUUCAUUGCUUUCAUUGUGAGUGCAUCAUCAGAUGGUGGAAUUGGCUUCAACUAUUAAAAGAAUCUGAUGCCCCUACGGACUCUGGUUCUGCUUCGUCUUCUAGGAACAGGGAUCAGGAUGAAGAAGAUGUGGGGAAGUGCCCGGUUUGUCGCAAGUCUUUUCUAGCGAAGGACAUUGAGCACGUGCUAGACUUCGUGAAGACUCAGCAUGCUGUGACUUCCAGUGGAUCUGAAGUCAACAAUGAAGACAAGAUUCUUUCCUCGGACUCGGAAAAACUAAGAAGAAAGAAAUUUGAUGCUAUUCUGAAACUCCAGCAAGAGAAGGGUGGCUUAAUUGAAAUAAAAAAGCAUGAAGUGUUGCGGCCAGGUAUUUAUCUUCCACAACCUGCUGCAUUACCCUCAACUGCACCCACCGAAGAGGCAAAUGAGCAAAAAGACAGAGAUCUGGCAGCCAACCCCAGACCAAAUUCUAGUGCUUCCUCAAACAAACCUAGUACCAGUAGAGCGAGAAACUCCGGCACAAAGAAAAGCAGGGGACACAGUUCAAGAAAACAAGCGACUCAGUGGGUUAAGAAAGAAAAUAGUAAUACAGCAUGAUAUGAAAUCUGUAUUAUUUUAUAAGAACAGCUGAAAGGAAAGAAAAGUAUCAUUUUUUGUGAUUGUUUAACGAUUUGUUUACAUGGUCAAUUAACAUAUCAAUAUCAAGAAGGGUUAAGUUGUGGUAUAAUUUGGGAAAUCAAGGAAGUUGGCAGAUAGGUUGGUGCCAUCUACUCUUUAUUGUGCUGACAGUGUCGCGAUUUGUCUCACUAGGUAUUUUCUUCGA
Messenger RNA from Nicotiana tabacum (common tobacco), 1291 nucleotides. RefSeq lists its product as uncharacterized. Gene Ontology annotation, biological process: protein ubiquitination. Gene Ontology annotation, molecular function: protein binding; ubiquitin protein ligase activity. The record is from RefSeq and is a predicted model, not a curated record. Gene Ontology annotation, cellular component: nucleus. Lineage: Eukaryota; Viridiplantae; Streptophyta; Magnoliopsida; Solanales; Solanaceae.